CACCGAAAUGAUACUACCAUAUUCCCUCCACCUGUUCAACUUUUCUUCACACAUAAUCAUCAUGAAUAUUGCUUGUGAUUACAGAAUGCACAUCUCCCUCAAAUGCUAGCAAUAAUUAUCCAUUAUUGGAAUAAUUAUUUUGUUCAUCACUGCUAGUAAUCCCUUUGUUUAAAAUGGAGGACAAAGUGGUAAUUACAUAAAGGAGUAUAAAAACAAGAGAGAAGAUGAAAGCUUCUUUUUUUUUUUUUUUUUUUUUUGUUUUGUCUUUCUUGUUUAAAAAAAUUUGAAAUUGUAGUGGUAUGAAGCAGAGGGCAUGAAGUGUCCUAUAUUUGCAAACCUGGUCCCCAUUGUCCUGCUUGAGCUUGGUUUUUGAAAAAAAGACCAUCCCUUUCCCAAAUUUAGCAUGGUAUGGUAUGAUUGGUAAUGAUAGCGCGUGGCGCUUCUGUCUAUAUCCCCUUUCCACUGACUUUGAAAAAAAAAAAGUUUUGAGCGAGAGAAGCUAACUUUAAUUUACUUGGAAAAAUGGGAGGUUUGAAGGUAGGGAGCGGAAGCAGGUCACCACAGUACAAGUCAGCUGGCCUCUCAGCUAGAUGGGUCUCUCUGCUCUGCAUUGCCAGCUUCUGUUUAGGUGUUUUUGUUGUCAACAGGUUAUUGACAGUGUCUGGUCCUGUUAGAACAGUGAACGAUGCUUUAUCUGUGGAACAUAUGUCACAGGAACUUCAUCCUGUUCUUGAGUGCGAGAAAAAGGAUACUUCUCUGGUAGCAGGAGAUAUUCUCUUCCAAGUUUCUAAAACACACGAUGUAAUCAUGGGAUUGGACAAAACAAUAUCUUCUCUGGAAAUGAAGCUUGCUUCCGCUAGAACUGCUAAAACAGAAAAUGAAGAAAUAUCUACUCCUGAUAGGAAACCAGUAAUUGAGCCUUUGAAUAACCGUUCUAAGGUUUUCUUUGUAAUGGGAAUCAUUACUGCUUUCAGCAGCAGAAAACGCAGGGAUUCAAUUAGGGAUACUUGGAUGCCUCAAGGGAAGGAUCUAACAAAGUUGGAAAAGGAGAAGGGUAUCAUCAUACGGUUUGUGAUAGGGCACAGUGCAACCCCAGGUGGAGUCUUAGAUCGUGCUAUAGAUGCUGAGGAUGCACAACAUAAUGAUUUCUUCCGACUGAAUCACGUGGAAGGAUAUCAUGAACUGUCCUCUAAGACUCAAAUAUACUUUUCAACUGCAGUGGCAAAGUGGGAUGCUGACUUCUUUAUCAAAGUUGACGAUGAUGUGCAUGUCAAUCUGGGUGUUUUAGGUUCACUGUUAGACCAUCAUCGAUCUAAACCUCGUGUGUAUGUGGGUUGCAUGAAAUCUGGACCUGUUCUCUCGCAGAAAGGAGUGAAGUACCAUGAACCGGAAUACUGGAAAUUUGGUGAGGAGGGAAAUAAGUAUUUUAGGCAUGCAACUGGACAAAUAUAUGCGAUCUCCAAGGAUUUGGCUACCUACAUAUCGAUCAAUGGACACAUUCUCCAUAGGUAUGCAAAUGAAGAUGUUUCUCUUGGCUCUUGGUUUAUUGGGCUUGAUGUUGAACAUAUUGAUGAACGAAGUUUGUGCUGUGGAACACCCCCAGACUGCGAGUGGAAGGCCCAAGCUGGGAACACUUGUGCUGUAUCAUUCGAUUGGAGCUGUAGUGGAAUUUGUAAAUCAGUAGAAAGGAUGGAAGAGGUCCACCAGCGCUGCGGAGAGGGAAAUGGAGCAAUAUGGCAUGCCAGUUUCUGAAAGUUUAUGAUUAUGCUUGAUUCUUUUGGUUGCAACUCCAAUCGUAUUGUAAAAUUUGUGAGUAGCAUGUGAUGGGCCUAAUUUUUGUUUAUCAAAGCCAUGUCACUUGAAAUCUGCAAUGUUCACCAACUCAAUUAAUCAUUCAGUUUAUUAGUUAGGCAGAAAUUAAAAUUGAUGAUCAUGGAAUUCCAAA
This is a messenger RNA of Capsicum annuum, 1945 nucleotides long. RefSeq names its product beta-1,6-galactosyltransferase GALT31A. Lineage: Eukaryota; Viridiplantae; Streptophyta; Magnoliopsida; Solanales; Solanaceae. Gene Ontology annotation, cellular component: Golgi membrane. The record is from RefSeq and is a predicted model, not a curated record. Gene Ontology annotation, molecular function: hexosyltransferase activity. The coding region runs from base 523 to 1752 and encodes 409 amino acids. The transcript has 11 exons.